Molecule: messenger RNA, 1050 nt
Organism: Westerdykella ornata
Lineage: Eukaryota; Fungi; Ascomycota; Dothideomycetes; Pleosporales; Sporormiaceae
Exons: 3
Coding region: 1-1050 (349 amino acids)
Cellular component (GO): mitochondrial large ribosomal subunit
Molecular function (GO): structural constituent of ribosome
Source: RefSeq, a predicted model, not a curated record
AUGAACGCCGGGCAGCAGACAACGAGGAGAAUAGCCUCAAAGGCUGGCCGCUCAAUAUGUCGCUCAUGUAGAGACUCCAGCAAGACAUAUGCGACAGCCGCCGCAGCCGUCCAGACCGAGGACGCGACCGCUCAACACAUUCCUCCCGUGGCUACUCCAUCCCAAGCGCUGUCUUACGCCGUCAACGCCGGCGUCGUACUCUCGCGACCGCCGGUAUUAACGCGCGACCUGCACCCCUUCGAGGCCGCCUUCUUCCUCUACCAACGCCGUCUCAACGAGCGACUAGCUCUUCCCUUCACUCGCUACUUUUACUUCAAGAAGAAGACACCUGCAGAUCUGGAAUGGAAGCGGAAGAUAAAGCAGCGGCUCACACCUGCGCGAGAUAUUGGACGGUACAAGGGCUACGGCGAGGAGGCAUGGAACGACGAACUCCUUGUCGGAGCGCCGGAAAGCGAGCUUCAGCAUCAGGUGGAGCGCUUGCUAGAGGAUGCGGAGCAGAGCGGAGAGGAAGGGAAGGAAGGCGAGAAUGGCGAGGAGGACACGAGUGCGGCUAUGGCUGGCGGGAAGACGGUCAAGCACGACCCUGUUGAGAGGCCCAUGCCGAGGGUUACGGAGGCAGAUAUAAAAGGGGAUGUCAAGAGUCUGAAUCGGGCGUUGCCGCGGACGCUCUAUUUGCUGGUCAAGAAUAGGGACGGGCAAUGGAUGUUUCCGCAGGACAAGAUGCAGGGUAGGGAGAACCUUCAUAUGGCGGCCGAGCGCAUCUUGACCAAGGCUGGUGGUGUGAAUAUGAACACCUGGGUCGUUGGGAAUCAGCCCAUCGGCCAUUACAUACAUGAUUACCCUGAGCAGGUUCGCUCGUCUUCUCCAAACCCCAAUGAGCUCGGGUUCAAGACCUUCUUCAUGAAGGCGCGCAUCAUGGCCGGUCAGGCCGAUCUGAAGAAUAACGGCCUUGGACUUUCGGACUUCCAGUGGCUGGCGAAGGAGGAGGUGCAGAAGGCCGUCGAGAAGCCGUAUUGGCAUGCGAUUCGGAACAUGCUCGCAGAGCGGUGA